CUAUAUGGUCUUGGAUAAUAUUUCGCGUUCCUUGUUUUUCGGAUUUCAAACUACAAGGGUAAAGUUCAGAGUGGUUGGGCCGAAUAUGUGCUGUGGAUGGGAACAGUCCCACUGAAGAUCUGCAGAAGAUGUUCCUUUUUCUUCCCAAUGCACAUCACAUGGCAUGGCAAAGAUUGCCACACAUGCUGCUCAGAAGAAGUCUGCAUGCAAGGGCUGAACCGUUUAGUAGAGUAAGCCAAAUCUUCCAACCCAUCCAGGCCACUAAAAAACUAUCAGGAAGAGGUGAUGAAGUUGUCUCCAGGAGCUUUGAGCUGCUGACGGCGGCAGGAUACAUCCACCAGUCGUCCGGCGGCGUGUUCCACAUCCUGCCGCUCUGUCAGCGCGUGCUGGACAAGAUGGUGAGCGCUGUCCACCAGGAGAUGGCGGCUAUUGGCGCCGGCCAGCUGACCAUGCCGACCCUGGUGCGCGACACUCUCUGGAAACAGACGGGCAGGGCGGAACAGAUGGGUGCCGAGCUGAUGACGGUGGAGGACAGGAGUGGCCACCGGUUCGUUCUCAGCCCGACGCACGAGGAGGCGGUGACCCAGCUGGUGGGGGCCGUGUCGCCCGUCUCGAGCAGGCAGCUGCCACUGCGCCUCUACCAAGUGACGGCAAAGUUCCGUGACGAGAAGAGGGCGCGCUUCGGUCUGCUGCGGUGUAAGGAGUUCCUGAUGAAAGACCUGUACACGUUCGACGCGACCGAGGAGGCUGCGCGCGCCAGCUACCGAGAGGUGGUGCAGGCGUACACGGCGCUGUUCCUCCGCCUCGGAAUCCCCGCCGUCCGAGUCCGCGGCGACUCGGGACUGAUGGGCGGCCGUCUGUCGCACGAGUUCCACGUGCUGGCGCCGGUCGGCGAGGACCGCGUGCUCGUGCAGCCCGAGUGCGAGCAGCCCGACUGCCCGGCGUCCGUCAACCUGGAGGUGUUGCGCGACCAGCGCGAGACGGCGCCCGGCGCGCGCGCCGAGCUCUGCCAGGCGUGCGGCCGGGAACUCCACGAUCGCACGGGCAUUGAGGUGGCGCAUACGUUCCUGCUGGGCCAGCUGUACUCGGAGGUGUUCGGCGCCUGCUGUAGCGGCCCGGGCGAGGCCCGCGUGCCGCUCCACAUGGGCUGCUACGGUAUCGGUCUGAGCCGGCUGCUGGCCGCCGUGGUCGAGGCUCGCUCCGCCGACGGCGCCGGCCUCAGCUGGCCCGCGCAGCUGGCGCCCUACAAGUUGUGCGUCGUCACGCCCAAGAGGGGCAGCCGGGAGGCGGCAGCCGCCGACUGGGCGCUGCGCUCGCUCGAGCGACUCUGCCGACACCCGCGCCUCGCCGGUGACGUGGUGCUGGACGACCGCGACCACUUGACCAUCGGGCAGCGUGUUCGUGAGGCGCGGCGCGCCGGCUACCCGGCUGCGCUCGUGUUCGGACGGGAGGCGGCGCCGGCGCCGGCACCAGGCCGGUUGCCGCGCGCCGAGCUGUUGUACGCCGAGCAGCGCGUGCUGCUCGAGGAGGCCGAGCUGGUGGACCGCGUCGUCGCCGUGUGUGGAGAGACGUGAUGGUGGAGCGGCGGCCGACCGCUGCGGUCGGGUAGUGGUACUGUGUGUCCCGUGAGAGGCAUUGUUGCAGCUGGGCCGGCUUCUGCCCCCGGCAGAGCUCGUGGCUGUGUCGGCCGAUGGGUUCUUUCUGCUGCGAGGUCGUGUGUUUGGUACGUGACGUCUGUGUACGGCGUGUGAUCUGGGUCUGUGACGGCAUGGUUGAGACCACAUCAUUGACGGUACUUCCGUCUUUACAGUGAAUACGUUCUUGCAGCUUGUCAUAAUAUGACAACCUGAAACAGACCA
Pollicipes pollicipes is the source of this 1859-nucleotide messenger RNA. It is a transcript of the gene ProRS-m, whose product is annotated as prolyl-tRNA synthetase 2-like protein, mitochondrial. NCBI's taxonomy places the organism in Eukaryota, Metazoa, Arthropoda, Thecostraca, Pollicipedomorpha, Pollicipedidae. The record is from RefSeq and is a predicted model, not a curated record. Gene Ontology annotation, biological process: prolyl-tRNA aminoacylation. Gene Ontology annotation, molecular function: proline-tRNA ligase activity; ATP binding. The transcript has 9 exons. Gene Ontology annotation, cellular component: cytoplasm; mitochondrion. The coding region runs from base 129 to 1574 and encodes 481 amino acids.